Messenger RNA from Melanaphis sacchari, 813 nucleotides. Its product is annotated as protein phosphatase inhibitor 2-like. NCBI's taxonomy places the organism in Eukaryota, Metazoa, Arthropoda, Insecta, Hemiptera, Aphididae. Gene Ontology annotation, molecular function: protein phosphatase inhibitor activity. The transcript has 4 exons. The coding region runs from base 218 to 751 and encodes 177 amino acids. Gene Ontology annotation, biological process: regulation of signal transduction. The record is from RefSeq and is a predicted model, not a curated record.
AACAAACAAAAGCGAUAUGAAUAUUAUUUAAUAUUUUGACUAAUUGUUAAUAAUUAAAAAAAAGUGAUAACGUAUUUAAAUAAAUACCUAAAGUACGUACCUGUCGUACCUAUACGUAAUGGGUUUAAAUUCCUAUAAGCGAAUAAUGCAUCAUUAUUGAAGUUCCUAUUACAACUUUACAAGUUAUAACUGCAAUUAUAAAUUAAAUUGAGUACAGAUGGCUUCUACUUCAAGUCCAUCAGGAUCAGAAAAUCCUACUGAUAACUUGAAAAAAGAACCAUCUAAAGGUAUCCUAAAGCCUUCUGUUAGUUAUGAAGAAAAAGAGAAACAGAAAAAAGUUACAAACAAGUCUGCUAAGUGGGACGAGAUGAACAUAUUAAAGACUUUACAUCCACCAGAUAAAGACUAUGGUCAUAUGAAAGUGGAUGAACCAAAAACACCGUAUGAACGGGAAGUUAAUGAUGAUGAUGAUGAUGAAAUGGACGGUGGUGUAAAUGCCGAAGAAUUGAGAAAAAGGAUUGAAGAAAGUGGUCGACGAAGAAGUAGUUCAUUUCAAUCGGAAGAAGAACCUGAAUCUGAAGAUGAAUCUCCAGAAGACAAAAUUACAAGAGAGAUAUUUGAAAAAAAAAGAAAACAACAUUAUAAUGAAUUUCAGACUGCAAAAAUACUGGCAAAACAAAUGAUGGAUGAAGAUGAAGAUGAUGAUGAAAAUGAUGAUAAUAAUAAACAAAAUGAAGCUAGUUUGGUAUAAAGUACAUUUAUCUUAUUUGUAUAUUUUUUAAAAGCUUAUUACACAAUAUUGAAGAACAAAAA